Candidula unifasciata is the source of this 2708-nucleotide messenger RNA. NCBI's taxonomy places the organism in Eukaryota, Metazoa, Mollusca, Gastropoda, Stylommatophora, Geomitridae. The record is from the annotation of a GenBank genome assembly.
UCCUGGGAUGCAUUCUUCAGACAGACUGCACGUGGGGUGCCCCCUGGGCAGGCAUAUGUGGCUCCUCCAACCCUGCGAACGUCUUUAGUGCCCAUGGCACUUUCAGCUCAUGCUGUUGCACAAGGUCUUUCUGUUGAUGAGAAGAUAAUAGAAGAUCAUCUGUCUGUGCAGUCAAUAAUUCGCUCCUACCAGAUUAGAGGUCACAAUGUCAGCGACCUAGACCCACUGGGUAUUUUAGCAGCAGAUCUGGACUCGGAGACACCCCCGGAGCUGAUUCUAGAGAACUAUAACUUGGGUGAAGCAGACCUUGACCGGGUUUUUCGUCUGCCCAAGACAACCUACAUCGGCGGCAAUGAAACGGUUUUACCUUUAAGGGAGAUCAUUCGACGGCUGCAGAAUGUUUACUGUCGGACGAUUGGCAUUGAAUUUAUGUUCAUCAACAACUUACAGCAGACUGAUUGGAUUCGACAGAAGUUUGAGGUACCAGGAAGUAUGCAGUUCAGUGCAGAGGAGAGGAGAAUGCUGAUGGCUAGGCUGAUCAGAUCCACCAGAUUUGAGGAGUUCCUGGCCCGCAAGUGGUCUUCAGAGAAACGCUUUGGACUUGAAGGAUGUGAGGUGCUAAUCCCCGCGAUGAAGACCAUCAUCGACUCCUCCAGCGCUCUGGGCGUCGACAGUUUCAUCAUCGGCAUGCCACACCGAGGCCGCCUGAAUGUGCUGGCCAACGUCUGCCGCAAACCUCUGGAGAAGAUCAUCUGUCAGUUUGAUUCCAAGCUGGAGGCCGCUGAUGAAGGUUCAGGCGAUGUCAAGUACCAUCUGGGCAUGUCCCACGAGCGUUUGAACAGGGUGACUAAUAAGAACAUUAAGCUUGCAGUUGUGGCCAACCCUUCACACUUGGAGGCUGUGGAUCCUGUCGUGGAAGGCAAAGCUAGGGCAGAGAUGUUCUAUAGAGGGGAUGUAGAUGGAAAGAAGGUGAUGCCGAUGUUGCUGCAUGGAGAUGCUGCAUUUUCUGGUCAAGGGAUUGUGUAUGAGACGCUGCAUUUAUCUGAUCUGCCAGCUUUCACCACACACGGAACCAUCCACAUUGUUGUCAACAAUCAGAUUGGCUUCACAACUGACCCAAGAUCCUCAAGAUCUUCACCAUACUGCACUGAUGUAGCUCGAGUGGUCAACGCUCCCAUCUUCCAUGUCAAUGCAGAUGACCCAGAGGCUGUCGUCUAUGUGUGUAAGGUUGCAGCAGAAUGGCGGGCCACUUUCGGCAAGGAUGUCGUUAUUGACUUGGUCUGCUAUCGACGAUUUGGUCAUAACGAGAUUGAUGAGCCCAUGUUUACCCAGCCCCUAAUGUACAAGAAAAUUGCCAAACAGCCGACAGUGCUGGCCAAGUAUGCAGAGACUCUUAUCAACAAUGGAACUCUUACACAGCAGGAAUAUGAGGAGGAAAUAUCAAAAUAUGAUAAAAUUUGUGAAGAGGCUUACUCCCUGGCCAAGAAGGAAACGGCUGUCAGCAACAUCGAUUGGCUGGACUCCCCAUGGAGUGGCUUCUUUGAAGGUCGUGACCCAAUGCGUCUGCCGAUUACAGGGGUGACUGAAGAGACCUUACGACAUAUUGGAACUGUAUUCAGCACACCGCCGGAGGAUUUCGUUAUACAUGGAGGUUUAAAACGGGUACUGAAGGCCCGUGCUGAAAUGGUUGAGAACCGUCAAGCAGACUGGGCCCUGGGAGAAGCACUGGCAUUUGGAUCGCUGCUUAAGGAGGGAAUCCAUGUAAGACUGAGUGGACAGGAUGUGGAGAGAGGUACUUUCAGCCACCGCCAUCAUGUCCUACACCAUCAGACCAUUGACAAGAAGACGAUUGUGCCCUUGAACACCCUUUACCCAGACCAGGCUACCUACACCGUCUGCAACAGUUCCUUGUCAGAGUAUGGUGUUCUUGGAUUUGAACUGGGUUACUCUAUAACAAACCCCAAUGCCCUGGUCAUCUGGGAGGCUCAAUUUGGAGACUUUGUUAACACAGCACAGUGCAUCAUUGACCAGUUUAUUUCCAGUGGUCAAGCCAAAUGGGUUCGGCAGUCCGGCAUUGUGCUGCUGCUUCCACAUGGCUUUGAAGGGAUGGGUCCUGAACACUCCAGCUGCAGGUUGGAGAGAUUCCUGCAGUGUAGCAAUGAUGAUUCAGAUUAUUUUCCACCUGAGGGCCCCAAUUUUGAGAUCCAACAGCUGCAUGAGACCAACUGGUUUGUGUGCAACUUUACCACCCCUGCUAAUUUCUUCCAUGCCAUGAGGAGACAGAUUGCACUUCCCUUCAGAAAACCUCUGGUUGUGUGCACACCAAAGUCACUUCUUCGACUCCCUGAGGCCCGCUCAAGUUUCGAUGACAUGGUUGAAGGCACCCGUUUCCAGCGGGUAAUCCCUGAAGCUGGCGAAGCAGCCCAGAACCCAAAUGGUGUCAAGAAGCUCAUCUUCUGCACUGGCAAGGUCUAUUACGAGUUUGUCAAAGAGAGAGAAGCCAAGCAGCUCAGUGCAGAUCUUGCGAUCACACGAGUAGAACAGUUGACACCCUUCCCCUUUGACCUCAUCAAGGCAGAGGUGGAGAAAUACCCCAAAGCAAGAAUUUGUUGGGCCCAAGAAGAGCACAAGAACAUGGGUGCCUACACAUACGUUGAGCCUCGCAUGCGCACCGUUUUCCGUAAACUUGGCAUUCGGAAGAAAUUAGA